AUGGCAAAAGCGAACACCCCCAAGAAAUUCCCCAGCGCCAUCGACACCCUCCUCAGAAUCUUCCAAUUGAAGGACAAACACAUCAAGGUCAUCUCACCUGCACCAACACCACCCACCUUUGUGCCAGCCUUCAAGCUCAAUGUAGAAGGUACAAGAAAAGUGUCCAUGGAGCAAGAAAAAAGUGACAACAGCAGAAUCAAGAUCUACACUGAUGGCUCGAGUCUCGGGGGCAAAGUAGGGGCCGCAGUGGUGCUCUAUGAAGGAGAAGCCAAAGCACCAAAGACGGUCCUCAGGGCAAGGCUAGGCUCCAACAAAAAGCACACCACCUUCGAGGCUGAGGCAGUAGGGGGCGUACUCGCCACGUGGAUACUCGCCAGCUGCCACAUCCGAACUAACGACACGAUCAGCAUAUACACAGACAACCAAGUGCUCAUCCAAGCAUCGAGAAAGCCAGGGGCUAAGCCUGGUCAAUACCUCCUUCAAGAUUUCGUCAAUAGGCUCUCCAGGAUAGUAGGUACGAUCUCACUCAGAUGGAUCUCAGGACACACGAAUGUGAAAGGAAAUGAAAUGGCCGACCAAGAGGCAAAGAGAGCAGCAGAGGAAGGCUCCAGCACAAGAGAAGAUUUGCCACCUCUCCUACAACAACGACUUCCCAUCAGUGCGACAGCCGAGAAACGCGCGUACCAUGAGGAACUCAAGACUAUGUGGCUCAACGACUGGGACAACUCCCCCAGGAAGGCCAAGUUCGACAACAUCGACCCUGCCUUCCCUUUCCACCGCUUCCACAAGCUACAAGACUCACUCAACAGACCACAAGCCAGCAUCCUAACGCAACUAAGGACCAGUCACAUCCCACUGAACAGGUACCUGCACAGGUUCGCCAAACGAGAUUCACCAAAAUGCACACAUUGCCCGAGGAUGGACGAAACAGUAAACCACUACCUAUUCCAAUGCUCAAAGUACAGACGGCAGCGACAGGAAAUGAUGAAUAAGCUGGGUGUCAUGACUAGCUCUGACCUCAACCUACGACUACUCACAAGCAACCCAAAGGCAAUUCGAAUACUUCUCCAAUAUGUCAGCCACACAGGAAGAUUCAGUAACUACAAUGGUGAUGUGUUACUAUCUAACUUACAAGUGGAGGAUGACAACAAUGACGGUGACAACGAGUAA
Molecule: messenger RNA, 1170 nt
Organism: Cyclocybe aegerita
Lineage: Eukaryota; Fungi; Basidiomycota; Agaricomycetes; Agaricales; Hemipholiotaceae
Source: the annotation of a GenBank genome assembly